AUGGGUGGUGUUCGGCAGCAGCUCAUGGCCGCCGUCCUCGUGGCGGUGGCGCUGAUGGCCACGGCGGCGGAGGGGUACAUCACUCAGAAGACGUGGGGCGCCAUCCGCCGGGCGAACCGCGCCGGGCCGUUCGUCGGCCUCGUCGUGCCCAACACAUACGAGAUGGUCCCCGUGCUCGAGUCGCCCAGCUUCGUGGCCAGCAAGAGCAUCCCUAACAUGGACAUCCAAGGGCGAAGGUUUCGCUUCGGAACCAUCGAAGGCCAAAGCGUCGUCAUGGUCAUGACUGGACUGAGCAUGCUCAACGCUGGUCUGACCACCCAGAUGCUGCUGAGCCUGUUCCGGGUGAAGGGCAUCGUCCACUGGGGCAUCGCUGGCAACGCCAACGAGGACCUCCAGAUCGGCGACGUCACCAUCCCCGAAUACUGGGCCCACGUCUCCCUCUGGAACUGGCAGGGCAUGGAGCUGCCGGCGUGCGUGAACGCGACGACGUGCCUGCCCCGCGCGCCGCGGGUCACCCGGGUCAGCAAGGGCUGCAGCGCCAACGUGUUCCUGGACAACGCCGAGUACCGCCAGUUCCUCCGCAAGCAGUUCGGGUGCACCCCCGUGGAGAUGGAGAGCGCCGCCGUGGCCCUCGUGGCGCACACGCAGGGGGUGCCGUUCCUCACCAUCCGCUCGCUCUCCGACCUGGCCGGGGGAGGCUCCGCGCUCGGGAACGAGGCCAGCACCUUCCUCGACAUCGCCGCGCAGAACGCCGUCACCGUCAUGCUCAAGUUCGUGCCGCUGCUCGGCAAGAGCGGCAGCGAGAUGGACGACGGCGCGGCCGCUGACAUGUGA
Molecule: messenger RNA, 834 nt
Organism: Triticum turgidum subsp. durum (durum wheat)
Lineage: Eukaryota; Viridiplantae; Streptophyta; Magnoliopsida; Poales; Poaceae
Source: the annotation of a GenBank genome assembly